AUGCAUUCUUCAUUGUUUUGCAUUUCUGUUUUUUUUCUAACAUUCCUUAUUGUAUUUACUCAAUCCACACGUGUAGCUGAUCAAAUGUAUGUAUCAUUUGAUCGUGCACGUUAUUGUGUUCGUCAUCUUAAUGGUACACAUGAAAUCGGUUGUCAGUCAUCUAUGAGAGGCAACUCCGGUCGAAUGUAUAUGAUUGAUAAUGAGAAUGAAUUUAAUUCGUAUCUUAAAGAUAGUAAAACAAUUGAUUCAUCCAAUUCAUUUAUUAUUGCGCUUAAUAUCGAGUUAUUUAAUUCCGAAUAUGUUGAUAAAUUAAUGAAUCGUCUUGAUUCAAAAUUAAAUGGUCUUGUAAUUUAUUUAAAAUCAAAUCUAUCUCGACCUAAAGAUUUUUCACAUGAUGAUCAAUGUCCAAAUCAUCGUCAAUCUUAUUAUUUAAAUCAAACUGAAACAGUUCAUUGGAAUCCGAAAGGAACUGGUUUAUUUUUUCGUUCAUUUCCAUUUCCAAUUGUAUUACUCGAUGAAAAAGAUGAUUAUGAACGCUUAGAUAAAUUUUAUCGUCAAUUUUAUAAUACUCAAUCAUCACCAACAUGUGGUCUAGAAGUAAAAGCAUUUCAAAGUGCUGCACAUACAUCGAAAACAUGUAUGCGUAGAAAUGAAAUAUCACAUUCAUUACUUGAUGCUGUCGAUGGAUUUUGUGAUCCUGUUGGUGGUUUAAAUAUCUAUAGUAAAUUACCUGAUUCAUUAACUCUUGUACCAAAACAACGACAACCAAAAUCAGUUGUUCUUAUUUUAGCAACAACAGAUAGUUUUCAAAUGUUUUUGAAAGCACAAGGUACAACAGGUGGUGCACAACAACCAGCAACAGCACUCAUAACAUUUCUUGCACUUGCUCAUGUUAUUGGACAAGAACAAAAAGAAUUUAAUAAACAAGAUAAAGAAAUUAUAUUUGUUACACUUGAUGGUGAUGCAUUAGAUUAUUCAGCUUCAUUUCGAUUUCUAUUUGAUAUGAAUAAUGAUUAUUUUCCAGCUGGUGAUAAAAAUGAGCAACGUAUUAAAAUAGAACAUAUUCAUUCUAUUAUUGAAUUUCAAUCAUUAAGUUUUUCUAAUAAUCUUUCUCUUUAUGCAUAUCCAUCAUCACCAUCGAUAAUAAAUGAAACAUUUAUCGCAACAUUACUUGAAAAUAAUCCAAUGAUUACUCGAAUGAAUGCUAAUUCUCCUCUACCACCAGCAUCUUCACAAAUUUUUCAGCAAUAUAAUACAACUACUGAAUUCAGUCAAUGGAUUAAAAGUAUCGUUGAACCAUUAGCUCAAACAUUACUUGAUUCAUAUGUUGGUAACAAUAUAACAAAUGUUACUAUUGAACAAGAAAUUAUAAAUAAUCUUGUUUAUUGUGUUCUAAAAAAUGUAAAUUGUCCUCUUAUUCAUAAUGUUUCAAAUCAAUCAAUUGGAAAUUCAUUUGAUGCAUUCGAACAAACAUCAUUACCUUUUUCAAUAAAUACUUAUCCAACAGCAACAACACCAACAUUUCCUUUUGUACAAAAUAUACUUAGUUAUUUUUUACGUGAUCGAGAAUAUGAUAAACAAAAUAUAACUGAAACAAAAUGUUUAGAACAGAAAAAUAAUGAUACUCUACGAUUAUAUAGAUAUGUUGGUGGAUAUGCACCAUCAAUAAUGCCUGAACAAAAUUAUUCUGGAUACUGUGUUCGAUCAUAUUUACGAUAUGCAUCGUCAUCUUCACCAGCGUUUAGUAUUGAUAAUUAUGAUCUAUCACAAACAACCUAUCCAGCAUGGACUGAAAGUCGAUGGACAACUUUUACUUUACGAUUGUUUAUUAUUCCAACAAGGACGCAUGAAAUAGUUACACUUGUUAUUGGUAUUCUAUUACUUUCGAUUUCAUUUAUUGUCUUUUCUAUAUUACGUUGGUAUGUAAAGCUUGAUUUAUUACAACCGUCGUCAUCGUAA
Messenger RNA from Adineta steineri, 1959 nucleotides. Lineage: Eukaryota; Metazoa; Rotifera; Eurotatoria; Adinetida; Adinetidae. The record is from the annotation of a GenBank genome assembly.